CUAUCUUUCCCCCUGCUAUCCACCUCCACCGCCCACGUCUCGGCCUCUGGAGGAGUUCUGCAGCCCUCUAACGGAGGAAAGGGGGAACCUUGCUCCUGCGCAAGGGUAAGAAGAAUAUCCUUGAGAGAUCUAAACGGCCUCAGUGGCUCAGGCUUGACCUUGGGGCAAGCUUGGUUCGUGUCCCUCCGUAUUUCUUUGCUUUUCCUCUCAGCCUCGAUUCACUCUAAUCAUACUGGUCGCCCUAUGAAGCCGUUUCACGAGGCCACGAUAGCCUCCCUCCUAAACGUCGACGCCCGUUUCCCCGAUAUCGUUUUGAGGUCGCGACUGGCUUCCAUUUCCCCCCGUGUCUUCCGUGUCUCAUGUCCCUGUCGUCGAGUUGCUUGUUAUCCGAGACAUGGGCAUCUCAGAUUCUACCCGCUGGCCUCAGUUAAGCCACACAGCCUCUCUUUCAUCGUCGUGCCUACUCAAAUCAGUUCUCAGCCAAGCCACAAACGGCUCUGCGGCCGCUCUCAAGUCGGCAACCAAUGGGUUGGUCGUUGUGAAGUCUUCCGAAUGUCUUGAU
This is a messenger RNA of Colletotrichum destructivum, 562 nucleotides long. RefSeq lists its product as uncharacterized. The coding region runs from base 244 to 561 and encodes 105 amino acids. The transcript has a single exon. NCBI's taxonomy places the organism in Eukaryota, Fungi, Ascomycota, Sordariomycetes, Glomerellales, Glomerellaceae. The record is from RefSeq and is a predicted model, not a curated record.